CACUUUUAAACGGCGAUAAUAAUAUUAAUGAUGGUAAUAACAUUAUUCCACAACAACAAUAUUUAUCGCUUCCGCCGUCCCGAAUACAACAACAUUUACAAUUCUCGCCUCAACUACAACAACCACCUCAAAUACAGCAAUAUUUAUACACCAAUAGUGAUAAUAAUAAUUAUGUCAGUUCCGAUCUUAUUAAUUUAACCAACAGAUCAUAUGCUAGUAAUAAACCAGCAUUAUUUAGAAAUGGAACAAAUCAUCAAUUGUUUGAAAAAUCAAAAUCCAAUAAUCAACCUAGGAAUGGCUGGGUCAUGGAAUUGUGA
Entrophospora candida is the source of this 317-nucleotide messenger RNA. The record is from the annotation of a GenBank genome assembly. NCBI's taxonomy places the organism in Eukaryota, Fungi, Glomeromycota, Glomeromycetes, Entrophosporales, Entrophosporaceae.